Molecule: messenger RNA, 1104 nt
Organism: Camellia sinensis
Lineage: Eukaryota; Viridiplantae; Streptophyta; Magnoliopsida; Ericales; Theaceae
Gene: GLY2
Product: Metallo-hydrolase/oxidoreductase superfamily protein
Molecular function (GO): hydroxyacylglutathione hydrolase activity
Source: RefSeq, a predicted model, not a curated record
AAAUUUUUUAAAAUAUCUGGUAUUUUUAAAUCUAGUUGGAUACGAUACUACUGAACCCAGCACCGAAACAGAACAGAAAUUGGUUAUUCGAUUCGGCGGCGGCGACGACGACGACGAUGAAGAUCAUCCACGUUCCGUGCUUGGAAGACAACUACUCCUACAUAAUCAUAGAUGAAACAACCAAGGAAGCUGCAGUUGUGGAUCCAGUUGAACCUGAAAAGGUUCUUCGUGUGUGCGACGAGAACUGCGUUCACCUAAAGUUCGUCCUCACCGCUCACCAUCACUGGGAUCAUGCAGGCGGAAACGAGAAGAUUAAGGAAUUGGUGCCCGGGAUUAAGGUUUACGGUGGUUCACUUGAUAAUGUGAAGGGGAGUACUAAUAAGCUGGAAAAUGGUGAUAAGUUGUCUCUUGGGACCGAUAUCCAGAUAUUGGCUCUUCAUACACCUUCCCACACCAAAGGUCAUAUAAGUUACUAUCUGACUGGAAAAGACGAAGAGAACCCUGCUGUUUUCACUGGAGACACACUGUUUGUUGCUGGUUGUGGUAAGUUUUUCGAGGGCACAGCAGAACAAAUGUAUCAAUCUCUCUGUGUGACAUUGGGUUCGUUGCCAAACCCAACACGAGUUUAUUGUGGCCAUGAGUAUACAGUGAAGAAUCUGCAGUUUGCUCUGACAGUUGAACCAGAAAAUGCCAAGAUAGCACAAAAGUUGUCAUGGGCUCAGCAUCAGAGACAGGCUGGCCUUCCCACUGUUCCCUCAACCAUUGAAGAAGAAUUGGAAACUAAUCCAUUCAUGCGGGUGGAUCUGCCAGAGAUCCAGGCAAAGGUUGGUUGCAAGUCCCCCAUUGAAGCCAUGAGGGAGAUAAGGCAACGCAAGGAUAAUUGGAGAGGAUGACAAUCAAGGAUCUGACUGCGAUGAUGUUAUGUUGUUUCUGUUCUGUUCAGGAAACUUGUGGUAUGUGGGCGCCUGUAAUAAUACAAUACUUCCACUUGACUCGGGUUGUGUAAGUACAUUAUCAUCGCUGUUGGAAUGUAGCUAAUGAAUAUGUUCUGUGUCGUGUGAAAUCCUUCUUUCAUCAAAGUGUUGCUCACAGUUGCUCCACUCC